CAAGAAUACAAAAAACAAUAACAAAUUAAACAACCUAGUACAAGUUCAAAACAAUGUCGGGUGUGUGGCUAUUUCAUGACGGGGUGAUGAAGUUGGAGAAUCCCGAAGAGCGACAACCAAGUGACGACAGGAGAAAGAGAUCGUCAAAAUUUUCGUGCAACAAGACUGGCAAGAUGAAGGAAUUGUUGCAUAUUCCGACUGGACAAGUGGUGAAGUCUUACGUAUUCCUCGAACAGAUAUUGAUGGGUCUGGGCUGGGAGAGGUAUUAUGGUGGUGAUGGUGAUCUCAUUCAAUUCCACAAGUAUGACUCCAUUGAUCUCAUCUCUCUUCCUAGAGAUUUCUCGAGGUUUAAUUCUAUAUAUAUGUAUGACAUUGUUGUCAAGACUCCUAAUGUCUUUCAUGUUCGAGAUAACUAG
Molecule: messenger RNA, 416 nt
Organism: Impatiens glandulifera
Lineage: Eukaryota; Viridiplantae; Streptophyta; Magnoliopsida; Ericales; Balsaminaceae
Product: flowering-promoting factor 1-like protein 2
Exons: 1
Coding region: 54-416 (120 amino acids)
Biological process (GO): vegetative to reproductive phase transition of meristem; regulation of flower development
Source: RefSeq, a predicted model, not a curated record